This is a messenger RNA of Microplitis demolitor, 1648 nucleotides long. Its product is annotated as DNA-directed RNA polymerase III subunit RPC7-like. Gene Ontology annotation, biological process: transcription by RNA polymerase III. The record is from RefSeq and is a predicted model, not a curated record. Bases 171 to 1094 code for a protein of 307 amino acids. The transcript is spliced from 4 exons. Gene Ontology annotation, cellular component: RNA polymerase III complex. NCBI's taxonomy places the organism in Eukaryota, Metazoa, Arthropoda, Insecta, Hymenoptera, Braconidae.
UUAUUGAAAAUAAAAAAAUGAUUGUAAAUGCAAUGCACUGAAAUUUACUGCGCAGGUGUAAAGUACUGGAUUGCACCAUCUGACAUCAUGUCAUCAUGACCGUGACAGUGUGGUCUAGUGCAUAAGAGCACGUGUUGGAAAUUUAUAAAAUUCUAACCUAAAAACAAAGCAUGUCAGUGUACCACGACGACGUUGAAAUCGACGAUUUUGAAUACGACCCAGAUACGGAUGAGUUUACAUCUAAAUGUCCAUGCGGUGAUGUUUUUCGAGUAACUGCUGAUGAAUUACUCAAUGGUGAAGAUACUGCAACCUGUGAAUCCUGUUCUUUGGUUGUUAAAGUUAUUUAUGACGUAGAGACACUGCCUGAAACCCUUGAAAGAUUGAAAAAUAAAUAUAAGCAAAAGAAAACACAAAAAUUAACUAAUAUGACUAGAAGAGGACGUGGAAGAGGUGGUGGUGGUGGACGCGGUGGUAGAAAUGCAGUAAGUGAUCCAACGGUCGCUAAUCAAAAACAAGAAGAAAAAAUGAAAAUAGUAACACAGCCACCACCACUUUACCCACCGCUAGAAAACAAAGCACCUAAACCCCAGAUAACCGCUGAGUGGUCAUAUUUGUGUGAACUAAGACGUGACUUUGCUGAGAGUCUUCACGAGUCAAUAAAUAACGUCGAGAUAAUUGCUGUGAAAAAAGAUAUCGAACGUUACUCCGAUCGGUACGCUGAUAUAUUGACCAAUAAAUCCCGGUAUGACGAAUUCUGUGACUGGUCAAUAAUGCCCCGGGAACUAAAACCCGUUGAAAAGAAACGUAAAGCUAAAGAUCCAGUCCAGGAUGUCAAGGCAAAGAAAAUCAAAGAGAUAAAAAUAGACGAAAAAUUAGCAAAACUUGAAGCUCUUGAGGAGUCGAAGACAGACAACGAUGACGAAGAAGAGAAAGCCAAGAGUGGGGAUGAAGAUGAUGAAGAAGAAAAAGAUGCUGAGGAAGAUCUCGAAGACGAAGAAAUGGACGACGGAACUGAUUACGCAAAUAAUUACUUCGAUAACGGCGAAGGAUAUGACGACGAAGACGAUAAUCUUGAUGAUGGUGCUGUUUAUUAAUUACAAUUUAUUAAAUAAUUGUUGAGUUGAUUUUUUUUUUUUUUAAUUAAAUUUAAUUACUCUGUAUUAAUGAUCAUGCAGGCUUUUGUUAUUCUAAUUACUAAUUAGGAUAAUUUAAUUCUAAUUAUAUUAAUAAAAGGAUUAAAAUUAUGAAUUAAAUAUAAGUAAAAUUAUUCAAAGGACAAUUUACUAAUUAAUUAUCAAUUGAUAAAAUUAUUUCGAGUCACAGGAAGCGUCGGCGUUUUUUUAUUACGAGUAUUUCAAUUUCUAAUAAUUCAUAAUAAUAUUUUAUAUUAAUAAUAAUAAUAUAUAUACAUAUAUGUAUAUAUAUUUUUGUUAUAUAUAUAUAUAUAAAUAUAUAUAUAUAUAGCCAUAAUCAUUUAUUUAUUUUGUUUUUUUUUUAUCAUCAUUCAAUAUAUAUAUAUAUAUUAAUAUUUAAAUAAAAUCCACCAUUUUUAAAUUUAUAUUUACUUAAUAAUUUAACUAGAGUUUAAAAACAAAGACGCGAAUGUAAUAUAAUUAAUAAUUAUAAUAAUAAAAAUAAAUUACGUUCA